This is a messenger RNA of Cryptotermes secundus, 1676 nucleotides long. RefSeq names its product nuclear speckle splicing regulatory protein 1. The record is from RefSeq and is a predicted model, not a curated record. Gene Ontology annotation, biological process: regulation of alternative mRNA splicing, via spliceosome. Lineage: Eukaryota; Metazoa; Arthropoda; Insecta; Blattodea; Kalotermitidae. The transcript is spliced from 5 exons. The coding region runs from base 79 to 1323 and encodes 414 amino acids.
GUGGACAACGUAAAUAACGUGAACAUCGUGAAGAUCGUGAACUAUCGAGAAUUGUGUGUACUUAUAGAAGCAAAUGCGAUGGCAGCUGGUCAGAAGCAGUAUGGACUUCUUGCUCCAAAGAAGCUAAACCAAGGACCACUCCAGCCACGACUAGCAGUAUUUGGUGAUGACAGUGAUUCAGACAAUGAAGAUGGCACAGAUUGGGUUAAGAGAACACUCAAGCGAGAGUUUGAAAAAGGUGUACAAAAGAAGCAAACCAAACUUGAAAUGCAGCGGGCACUUGAGCAAGAUCCUACAGUCUACCAGUAUGAUGAAAUUUAUGAAAAGAUGGAAGAAAAAAAAACAGACACAAAAGCAACAAAGAAAGAUCAAGAAAAGAAGUCACGUUAUAUCCAGUCACUAAUGAAACAAGCUGAACGUAGGAAAAGGGAACAAGAACGGCGAAUAGAACGUGAAGUGCAGAAAGAACGUGAAGCAGAGGGGGAGGAAUUUAAGGAUAAACAAGAAUUUAUCACCUCAGCAUAUCGUGAAAAGCUUGAGGAAUUCAAGAAAAUGGAUGAGGAAGAAAGACGUCAGGAUCAGAUUGAUGCUCUGAAUGAUGUGUCCAAACAGAAAGACCUAACCAGUUUCUACCGUAACUUAUAUAAACAAGCAGUGGGAGAGGAAGACUCGAAGGACAGCAUCAAAAUCAAACAAGACAAAAUGGCCAAAGACAGACCUGCAGUAAAAGACAAUUCAGAAACUGUUGGCACAUCAAAAUCAGAUGACAAAGAUCAGACUGACAGAAAAACAUCAAGACAGUAUCGCAAGCGAAAGAAUUCAUCAGAAUCAGAAAAAGAUGAAAAUGAAGGGGCAUCACAUAAAACAAAUAUUGAUGCAGACUCAGAUUUCACUGGACACAGCUCUGGCAGCGAUAGUGGUGACAGUGAAGGAAGUACAAAUAAAAGGAAGAAAGUAGAGAAGAAAAAUACAGUAGAAAAAGAACACAAGGCUGAAAUUUUCACAUCAGGUUCAGAAGAGGGAGAAAUCAGAGAAGCAAAUCUUGCCAAAAGAGAUUCAAAGAGGAAUAAUAAUUCGGAAUUAAUAAAGGAAAAUGCAAGUGAAGGUGGUAAGAAGGUUAAGGUUAAAAGCGAUGAAUCAGAAAUAAAAGAAGAAGAAAAAGAUUUACGAAUUAUGGAAGAAAAAGAUACAGAUAAAGGAAAUACUAAUGCUAAACCUGAACCUCCAAAACGUUCCAUUUGGGAGAAACGAACAGUAGGACCUGUGUUUGAAGCAGCUCUUGCAAGGUACUUUGCCAGGAAAGCUGCAAAAUCUGUAUGUUGAGACUGAAAGGCAACUUUGUUUAUUCUCUUUGCAAAGUACUUACCUAGAAAUAUGCAGUGUCCACCAUAAAAAACUCAUAUUUUAUUUUAGUAGUGAAAUAUUUGUCAUAUGUGACCUUCUGUAACUACUGUAACUAUUUCUACCUCUUCACUGACAAAUGAUACAGUGUGAACAUUUGUCAGAUCUGAUGGAAUAGCUGUAGUUGGUAACUUGUUUUAAUAUUUGUUUACUUUCCCAUUAUAUCAAAUACAAAUUACUUUACAUUAAUUUUACAUUAGCUGUAAUAUGUAAUAGUUCCAAAUCACAUACAGUUGUAUACAUGUAAAUAAAACUAUGUAAUAUUCAGAACUUCA